AAUUUCACACCACUCAAAUCUUUCCUCAACUCUAUAAUCUCUUACACUUCAUUCAUUCUUUUCAAUCUUUUCUUCAAGCUUCUAUUCCCAAAUGGCCAGCGUUGAUGUUCAGGUUCAAUCAGCUGCUGCAACAACAUCGCUAGAGAACGAGACAGCACCACCAGAGGUAACCAAGGUUGAACUUGAGGAGACAACACCAAAAGAGGAGCCAACCGCUGCACCCGUGGUAGCCGAGCCGGUCCCAACAUCAGAUGCUCCGCCUGCUCUAAAGGAAAGCGCGGCUCCCGAAGCCGAUACCAAAGAAGUCGUAGAAGAAGAAACCAAGGUUGAAGAGGAAGCAAAGUCAGCACCAGAGGAGAUAAAGGAGGAGACACCCGAGGCGAGGCCGGAAGCACUUACGAAGGAGGCCAAAGUCGAGACUACGGAAGCACCGGCAGAUACCGCAGCAGGAGAGGAGGAGAAACCGGACGAGGAAAAGGGAGAUGAAAAAGGCGAAGAAGUUCCUGUUGAGAAAGUUGAGGAAUAGAGCGACCAUUUUGCAAAAGGUGGCAUAGCUGAAAAGGAGUUUCUUUUUUAUAGCUUGCAUGUCAUGGUUCAUAUAGUCAUCAUAUCAUAUAUAAUAACUAAACUAUGUAGGGUAUGGGACGAUGAGAGUUUUUCUUCUUCUUUUUCUAUUGUCUUUCUUUCUUUCUUUCUUUGGGGUUUGGUGUUAGUAACAUGCCAUGUGCAUUGCCAUGCUGGGGGAAGAAACUAUGGGAUUUACAUAUUAGGUGGUAUGGAUGUAUGUAUGCAUGUAGGUGUUGUUUUGGUUACGAGAUAUGAUGAGUUUGAUAUUGUGUGAAGAGAUGAGAUGGGUAUGUAUCUCCAUAUUUGCAUAAUAAA
This is a messenger RNA of Hibiscus syriacus, 882 nucleotides long. RefSeq names its product major latex allergen Hev b 5-like. Lineage: Eukaryota; Viridiplantae; Streptophyta; Magnoliopsida; Malvales; Malvaceae. The transcript has 2 exons. The record is from RefSeq and is a predicted model, not a curated record. Bases 92 to 526 code for a protein of 144 amino acids.